Molecule: messenger RNA, 1017 nt
Organism: Mycena indigotica
Lineage: Eukaryota; Fungi; Basidiomycota; Agaricomycetes; Agaricales; Mycenaceae
Exons: 4
Coding region: 1-1017 (338 amino acids)
Source: RefSeq, a predicted model, not a curated record
AUGGCUCAUCUUUCCGACAUCAACCUCAUCUCCCAGCAUUCCAAACCGAUGACGGAAACCGCUCAAGCUGACCACGUUCCGCGCAAGGCUGGCACCUUCGCCGUGCUGACUUUCGAUCCUAUUGCCAGCGUAGCCCAUAUCAACGAUCCAGAAGUCACCGCCGCUUGUUCUAAGCUCACUCCCAAAAACUACAUCGUCUACGUCGAUGAGCCAAACGAAUACCACGGGGAAGAAAGCUGCUUUUUUGUCAUGAGUGAAGAAUAUGAAGAUCCCGAGAAAUGUAUAGAGCCCCGCAUGAUCAUCCCAAUCGCUCCCCAGUCCGGCGAAAUCGGCGAUGAGGACCAUCCUUCCAACCGCGAACCGCUCAAGACAACAACCCCCUUCCCCUUCGAGGACUGCUUCAUGUCGACGUUUUCUCGUGUCGUUGUCCGUCGCUCCGAGUCGGAUAAACACACAGUGAAUGAUUCAAAAGCCCUUUGCCAGCUUGAUGAGGCGGAGCAUCGCAGGCUAAUAUCAUUUGCAAACGAGGACGACGACGAUCGGGAGGAACUCAAAGAUUGGCGGGGAUGCUUUCCCAUCGACGAGCUCGCACGUUUCACCGCUGAUUUCGAGACGUGGAUGUUUUCGCAUGAGCCGGGGACGUGCUCAGGCCGUUUCGACGGGGAGUUUGUUGGCCUGGCCUUCGAUAUGAGGGUGCCUGUUGCAAGCUUGAAUUACGACCUCUCCAGCAUCGACAAAUUCCAUGAUCCUAUAUAUUAUUGGAUGGAAAUUUACCAGAUUCACAAAGCUGUGGAGGCCUCCAUCGCACGGAAGGAGGCUGCGGAGCGCCAUAGCGAGGACGCAUUUUGGGAAAAGCAAAUGGCGUUGAAAGAAACCGAAGAAUCAACAACUGGAUCGAGUUUGAAGAAGAGUUGGCGAGUCACGGUAUCACCUCAUCGUCGUCGCAUUUUACGAACUGCUUCCCGUGGGCUGAACGCCUGUCGGGCCCUUUUACGUCGAAUGAUGUGUCUUAGCUAG